This is a messenger RNA of Pocillopora verrucosa, 2116 nucleotides long. RefSeq lists its product as uncharacterized. The record is from RefSeq and is a predicted model, not a curated record. Gene Ontology annotation, biological process: signal transduction. Lineage: Eukaryota; Metazoa; Cnidaria; Anthozoa; Scleractinia; Pocilloporidae.
UUGCAAAGGUUAACUAUUUCCGCUUGCGUACGGAGUCCGAUCGCCAAACUGCUGUGACCUGCCAUUCAUGUUUACACCUCCACCGCUUCUUUGAAAAUAUUUGUUCGGCAAUGGCAGAUAAAAUCGAUUUCUCCAAGGUAAAGAUCCGUGCCAUUAAGACAGAUCUGAACAAGUACAACAUCGAAAUCAAGGAGAAUCAUGGCCUCAACGAGAAAACUGGAUACUGGUGGCUUGUGUUUACAUUUGACUUCGCUCUCGAAAAGGGAAUUGAAGUUCGCUUGACAAACUUUAAGUACAGUAGAAGCACGAACUGGACGAUGGAAAUUGUCAAAUGUGUCUACCUGGGAAUAAAUAGCAAGGAAGAAGUAGAUUCCUUUGACAUGGAGGAUGAGCUCGCAAAUUGGCGCGAGCUUCGUCGAAUAAACGACAGCGUUGGAAAGCCCGAAAAGCUUCGUAAGUACCUUGAAGAAAACAUCGUGCCUCUGGUGACUAAAAAGAUCAGAUACACAAAAUUCAGCCCCCAAUUCAGCUUCUUUUUAAGCCACAGAUCGAAGGACAAGCCAUUGAUGGAAACUUUCCGGAAUGGGCUCAAAUUUCUUGGUUAUAAAACAUGGCUUGACAAAGAUGACAUGCCGAUGUUCGCUGAUUUGCAAGGAGCACUGAAAGUUGCCGUCGAAGAAUGCGAUUGUUUCUUAGUCUGGCUCAAUGAGGAAUACUUUCAGAGCAAUUACUGUGAAGCAGAACUGUUGUAUGCGAAACAACUUGGAAAAGUUAUUCUCGCAUUUGGAGAUUACGGAGAAAUCAAAGAUCUUUUGAAAGGAGAAUUUGAAUUUCUGGCCAAUCAUCUCAUUUAUGAUGCUUCAAAGUCGUCCUUCUUUGAGGUGCUUCGACGCAUCGAUAACGCUUUGUUUGAGUUCGAAAAGCUUACAAUCUAGAGUGCAGACGUCUUGAUUCAAAGCAAAUACCAUGUACUUGGGAGAACAAUUGAAAAACAAACACUGGUGACAUAUUUGUGCUAUUCAUAUUUGUAAUUUCUAUGCCUCGUCUCCAAAAUAGUUUGAAGAUGGCAUCCUUUUAGCUGGCUAGUGAUUUGAAUAAUACCCAGACAAUUUGACAGUAUCGAGACGAUGCAGAACGCAAUUGCAAGAAACUUGAAAAGUUGUCAAUCAUGUAAGUGUUUAGCCUUGUAAAGGUCAAUUUUAUCUCUUGAACGCUUCCGGAAUUUUCUUAAACUAUAUUAUUGGCAUUAUGGCAAGAUAAGAGCUAAGGCUGGAAGUGUUCGUUCUCUUGACCUUCCCUUCCUAGCGGCCUCAGACAUGUAAAACACAGAGCGCUGCCUCUCUGCUUGAAAGUUACACUGGAAAUACAAGGGCAAAAGGGGGCACAGUCCCUCGCUGUUUUGCUGACGUUUCGAGCGUUAGCUCUUCGUCAACCGCCCUGUCGAAGUACCAACGCUCGAAACGCCAGCUUUACAAAAGCAGCUCUUUACAGUGGCAAUUUGCAUAAUCAACUUUGUCGAUAAAACCAAAUCAUCUAGUUAUACCCCCCACCAACGCAGCGCCACAGUUUCCUUAGAAACUAAUUGUCUUGCUAAUCUUGCAAGCGUAUCGCGUGACACUUUAUUUCUAAUAUUGUAAUUAAGCUAAGGGUUUGAUGGUAGUUGGGUUACUUAAGAUUUAGGUGUAUAAUUGAACGUAGCACAGUAAUGGCAGACUUGUAGUAAGAAUGCUCGUGAUGCAGAAAAUCAUUUAUAAUCUGAAAUAAUUAGAUAAGGAAUUGCCUUGGGAAAUUGUGCGGAUGCGUUUCGGUUGGAACAUCCUGUGAUGUUGCGUGAUGUGUCAUUCGUGCUGCAAAUAGUGCGUUCGUGGGGUUGUAAAUUACAGAAUUGUUGAUCGGCGUGUAAUGGGAAACAACCGUUAAAAUCAAGUUGACAGGAAAUAGCUUGGGAUUUUAGUAAAUCACGAAUAAGUAAUGUCAAUCUUGGUUUUACGUGGUUUAGGCGUGUAUUUCCGUUGUAACAGCACAUAAAUAGAAUCACUAUCUUGUAAUAGAAGAUUUGAGAAUGACUGAAUGUAGAAAGUUUGGAUAUUGUAUGCAUCGUAAAUAAACGCAAGAA